Molecule: messenger RNA, 1503 nt
Organism: Candida albicans SC5314
Lineage: Eukaryota; Fungi; Ascomycota; Pichiomycetes; Serinales; Debaryomycetaceae
Exons: 1
Coding region: 1-1503 (500 amino acids)
Molecular function (GO): 3'-5'-RNA exonuclease activity
Source: RefSeq, a predicted model, not a curated record
AUGUCUGUUUUUUAUAUUUUAUUUUUUUAUUCUUUAUUUUUUUUUUGUCAAAGUCCAAUAAAAACUUCAAGACACCCACCAACCUAUACGAAUUGUGUUACCAUGAAGAUUACACGUUCGCAGCGUACCAAACAUAUCCGACUAACAUUGAUUUCGUUAGUUAUUAUUCUGAUUUUUGUGUUAGUGUAUACCCUUAGCAAGUCGGCUGCUGUAUCCACCUAUUCCGAUGUGUCAAAAAUGAUAACUGACUUUGGCCAGAAGUACAACCCAGACACCGAAAAGAAUGACCAUUCCUCAAGUGUUCUGAAAGCUAACUCUCAGAAUGUGAAAGACACUAAAGGGAAUGACAGCAAACACGAAGUUCUGGGUAAUCUGCAAAGUGAUUCAACUGGACAAGUAACUUCCCAGAAUCCGGGGAAUUAUUUGGGAGAAAUUGAACAAAUGUCUCCAGAAGAACUCGAAAGAGCCAAAACAAUAAUGGAAGAACCAAAAGAAGGUGAAGAAACAACAACCAAGCUUGGUGUGCCUGACCCUAACAACUCCAAAUUUUCUCCUGUGACAAAGAACAAGCCAGAACUACCUCAAAUACCCCUAGUUGGUACAAAAGACAAAUUAAAACGGUUCAAAUUUAGAAUAUACUCCCAUAACGUGAAGAAUGGUGGUUACCACAGUCUAGUUCCAGGAGAGCAACAGUGGUCAGAUAGACUAAUUCCAUUGGUUGCAUCCAUUAAGUUUAAUACAUUCCCUGACAACUCAAUUGUCACAUUACAAGAAGUUUACAAAUUUCAGAUGUUGGAUAUCUUGAAAGAGCUUAAUCGACACGAACCUGGUAAAUGGGAUUAUUACGGUAAGGGAAGAAUCGAUGGGGAAGAGAUGGGAGAGUUUGUCCCAAUAAUUUGGCAACCUACUGAGUGGGAGUUAAUGUAUAGUGACACAAUGUGGCUCAAUGAUAAGGACCCAAGGACAUCAUUUGAGGGGUGGGACGCUGUUUAUGCCAGAAUUGUUUCAUAUGUCACCUUGAGACAUAAAGCAACCGAUAAUUAUAUCAACGUCUUCAAUACGCAUUUUGACCAUAUAGGACAGGAAGCACAAGUUGGAUCAGCAAAACUAAUCAUAGACACAAUGAAGGAGUUGAAUCUGUGGCCAAGUUUCCUAAGCGGAGACCUAAACAUAGAGCCCAAUCUGGACCCUUACAAAGUGUUGAAUAAUUACUUGCUGAAUACAGCAAACUUAGCUACACCUUUCAACAAGUUUGGACACUUCAAGAGCACAGUCACAGGAUUUGAAGGAGAAGUGUUGUUAGAUGGUGGUCAAAAUAUAGAUUAUAUUUUUGCACCUAAGUAUACUCUAAAAAUGGAUAGCGAUGAAAACACCAAAGGAGCCGGAGAACUAACUACAGACAUCAGUCUAAAGCUAUAUCAAUUGGGCAUGCUACAUUCAAAAUUUAAUGGUAAAUACAUAAGUGACCAUCGGCCAUUGGUUGCUGAUUUCAUUAUGAACUGA